GCUCCACUCUUCAAAUAUUUAUUCCAUGACAUUUUAUACAUUGAUCCACAGCAGUAUAUACUCUUCAUAUUGAAUACAUUUUUCCUUCCCUUGUAUGAUGGAUUGUAUUUUAAAAGUUGUUUUUUUAUCAUAUUUUUUUCAUGUGCUGAUCCAGAUGAUUACCAUCAACUGAAUGCACUCAUGGAAAUGUUUGGCAACCUCAAGUUCACCGUGCUGGGCUUCUCCUGCAAUCAGUUCGGUCUGCAGUCCCCUGAGGCAAAUCAUGAAACCUUAAACAUCCUGAAGUACGUGAGACCCGGGCGGGGAUUUGUGCCAAAGUUUCCCAUCUUUGGUAAAGUGGAGGUGAACGGAGUCAACGAGGAGCCGCUGUUCACUUACCUAAAAGAAUCUUUGCCCUUUGUGAACCCCGUCAUCGGCGACAUUAAGAAGUUCUACUGGUCUCCAAUCACGGUCAACGACAUCCGGUGGAAUUUUGAAAAGUUUCUCAUCACUGCGGACGGCGAGCCUUUCAGCAGGUACGAGCUGCACUGUCCUAUUGAUAAGGUCGAGAAGGACAUCACGGAGCUACUGUAACAGACUAUCGUCAGGCGAUCGGCGGUGGCAGCGUGACGGUCCCUCAGUCAAUGCACCGGUGUGCCCCUGAGCUGGAUCCGAUGAGGAGUUGGAACAAGACUCGGAUAUUCACUGCAUUCUCUCUGAGAACAGAUUCCUCUCCGCCACCAAAAAUAUGAAUAAAUACAUUGAAUUUGAA
Molecule: messenger RNA, 751 nt
Organism: Syngnathoides biaculeatus (alligator pipefish)
Lineage: Eukaryota; Metazoa; Chordata; Actinopteri; Syngnathiformes; Syngnathidae
Gene: gpx9
Product: glutathione peroxidase 9
Exons: 5
Coding region: 181-573 (130 amino acids)
Biological process (GO): response to oxidative stress
Molecular function (GO): glutathione peroxidase activity
Source: RefSeq, a predicted model, not a curated record